GGCAGUUGGAAUGGUCAGUUCAGCAAUCAAAUCGACGACUCCCGAUGAAAUAACCUAUAGGAACAUAAGACAACGAGCCGUAAUAUUGCUCGUAUUUGUAUGUUCUCUUCCCUAAACCAGACCGGUAGCAUGAUAACCACAGUAUCAGAAACCAGUCAGGCAAAUUCCAGUUGUGCCCCUAGUACACUGAAAUAGAUGUUAUAUUAUUGACUUUAGUUUCAUCUUAUAGUGUAUGCCCCCAAAAGUCUAAAACUACCUAAACUAAAGCAUAAAUAUAAUCUUAUGGGAUUGGAUAUCCGAAUAUCUAACCUAGUUAGCUUAAUGGUUGCCUCAGUUGCAUUCGUACCUUCCAAAGUCAUAACACCAAAACUACCUAACCUAACCUAACCUAUGCAAAUAUCCCCUGGCCCGGAACCACGGUUGGUCUCGUUAAGGUGGCCUAACAUUAUUCUUGUGGCAGCUAUUCUCCUUACUACUUUAGCACGCAUUUCCCCCUCAGCUUCGCCCCUUUUUUCUUCCUCCAGCAUGGCUCCUAGCAUAUCGGCUGCGUGCUGGAUUUGGAAUAUUUUUCCUGUCCGGGCUUAUACAUGCCAUGACGGCUUAGAAAGCUGGCCGGGGCGAAGCUCGUCGUGAUUUGCUCUUUUUCUGUGCCAAUUAUCUUGCUGUAGGGGGUGAGAUCUUCGUUUGAAGACUUCUUAGAGGCUUGGUGCAGAAAACAAUGUUUGAAGCACUACUAAGGGACCAGAGAAUGCGCGUCAUCGGAAAAGCUUUGGGUUUUAUAUGGGGUUUUGUUGGUUCUUCUGGUCAGCGCCUAGGUGGCUCUGUCCUAAGACUCUCCGUUGGUAUUUGAAGCAGGCAAUAUUACGAUCACGAACAUAGACAAACUAGAAUACGUAAAUCACC
Molecule: messenger RNA, 903 nt
Organism: Daldinia decipiens
Lineage: Eukaryota; Fungi; Ascomycota; Sordariomycetes; Xylariales; Hypoxylaceae
Exons: 1
Coding region: 391-633 (80 amino acids)
Source: RefSeq, a predicted model, not a curated record